Messenger RNA from Astyanax mexicanus (Mexican tetra), 6805 nucleotides. RefSeq names its product oxysterol binding protein-like 8 (gene osbpl8). The record is from RefSeq and is a predicted model, not a curated record. Gene Ontology annotation, cellular component: membrane; cytosol; intracellular membrane-bounded organelle. Lineage: Eukaryota; Metazoa; Chordata; Actinopteri; Characiformes; Acestrorhamphidae. The transcript has 21 exons. Gene Ontology annotation, molecular function: cholesterol binding. The coding region runs from base 2392 to 5016 and encodes 874 amino acids.
UGCUAGGAGUGGGGGUUUUGGUAGAGUUGAAAGGCAGCAGUGUUGGUCUGUGUGCUGUAGACAGGGUGGAGAAUGCAGGUGUUCAGAUUCAGAGUGUUUCUGAAACCAUUUGCCAUUAGCCUUAGCUUUGGCACACUGAAUUCUGGGAUAUUCCAGCACUUAGCUGUGAUUAAAGCACUGAACUGCGGAGGGCUUUAUAAUGUUAACCGUUAGUGUAGCUGUGGUGUCUGUGUGCUGUGGGUGAGUUUGGGGUGAGCUGUUGUGGUGGUGUGCUCGGUCCUGACCCUCAAAGAGGAUUAGAGAAGAUAAGCUGGACAUUCCGCUGCUCCUGUUCUGUCACUUGUUAUAAACAGGCCUUUGUUGCCAUCUGGUUAAUCACUGCUCGUCUGUUUUACUGACAUUUACACUCUCAGACUCGUCUUAAUUAUUGCCAUUUGUGUUAGCGCUGUGUGUGUUAGCGCUGUGUGUGUUAGCGCUGUGUGUGUUAGCGCUGUGUGUGUUAGCACAGUGUGAGUUAGCACAGCAUGAGUUAGCACAGUGUCUCUCAGUUUAAUGGAAAGACGGACUGAUGGCUACUGUCAGAAAAACACUAAUCUCAGUAAUUCCCAAAAUCAGAUCAUUUACUAAUAAAUGUUAAUGUUUUAUGACACACAUAGUACCAUUAGUCAGUGCUUCUGCCGAAGGAACCGAUGAUUAGAAGAAGCCUGUGGUCAAGAGGAGCCUAUGUUUAGGGGGAGCUAUUGGUCGAGGGAGGUGAGGUACAGGAGGAGCUGAUCAAGAAGAGCUUAUGGUCGAAGGAGGUAAGAUGAAGGAGGAGCCUGUAGUAAUGAGGGGCUGAUUUUUAGGAGAAGAGAUGAUCAAAGGAGGUGAGGUGCAGGAGAAGCCGAUGUUCCGGUGAGGUGCAGGAGGAUCGGGGGUGGUGAGUUGUAGAAAGGGCUGAUCAGGAGGUGCUAAAGGUCAAGGGAGAUGAGGAGCAGGAAGAGCAGAUGCUUGGGGAUGUGAGGUGCAGGAGAAGCUAUUGGUCAAUGGAGGUGAGAUGCAGGAGUAUCUAAUGGGAAGAGGAGGUGCGGUACAGGAAGAUCUGAUGAUCGGGAUGCUGAUUAUCAGGAGAGGUGAGGUGUAGAAGGAGUUUAUGAUCAGCAGGAGCUGAUCGGGGGAGGUGAGGUAUAUGAACGGCUGAUGAUCUGAAUGCGCUGAUGGAAGGAGGAGGUGAGAGGUAUGAGAAGCUGAUGACUAGGAGGAUCUGAUGAAUUGGAAAAACUAAUAAUCAGGGGAGGUGAGGUGCAGGAGGAGCUGAUGAUCAGGAGGAGAUGAUUAUUUGGGGGAGUUGAUGAUCGGGGGAGAUCGGGGGAUUGGCAGGUGUUGGGAUGUGUGGUGUUGAAGCUGUGUUCUGAUUGGGUGUUCGAGAGCUUCAGGAUGUUCUGAUAAUGGAGGAUUGAGUGAGUUUAAGCGGAAUAUGGGCGGAGCUGCUGGAGCUUUAUAUUUUAGGCUAAUUGAAUUUAGCACAUUCUGGAUUGAGAGCUUUUCUGUAAAAAGAGUUUUGGGGUUGGACAGAGGAUGUGAUGUGGGAAACAAUAAAACUGACAGAUGAUCAAGAUGCAGGCUUGUGUUAUUCACUGUGGACCGAAUAGUAAAGCUGGAUUUUUCUCAUUGCAAGUUAAUGAGGGGACAUCUGUGAACUACACAGUGUUUUUAAAUUAAGACUUUUAAUUUAAGCAGGAGCCUGCUUUCUACAUCUGUGUUCAUUAGUUACUGUGUGUUCAAAUGGAGCUGUUUGAUUGACGGGUUAGUUUGUGACGUUUAUUUAAGUACAUAUGGGUUGGUUAUUGAUUAUUGGUUAGAGCUAAUAAGGCACUGAUAGUCAUUUUCUGUUUUUCAUUUGAUGGUUCAGGGAUCUAAAACUCUGUAUUUUACAGUCUUCCUCUUCCUCAUCAGUGUAGAGAACCCAUCCCUCUGAGCUGAGGCUGAUAUGAUUGGAGAGAGUCAUUGUGUGGCACUGAAGAGGUGGAGCUCCAGUCUGUUUUUGAGCUGCACAGACGGAGAGAGAGAGAGAGAGUGAGAGUGUGAAUGGAGGAGAGCUAUAGACAGAUCAGCUGCAUUAGAGGCGGAGUGGAUAAGAGAGAAAGUAGCAAAAAGGAGCGUCAGGAAAGAUAUAGUGUUCAGAGUAGGAGUGUGUGUGGGUGUGUGUAUAUGAUUGUGGUGCUGCUUUAGCACAGCUUGGCGUGCGGUUUUGUUAGUUCUGAUACCAGCAGUGUGUAUUUGUCUGUAGGGUAGUGUGUGUGUGUGUGUGUGUGUGUGUGUGUGUGUGUGUGUGUGUGUGUGUGUGUGUGUGUGUGCGCGCGCGUGUGCACACGUUAGUUUACCGCUGGUCUUGACCGCCUGGCUGUCUUCAUGGUGAAGGAAGAGGGCAUUGUGAGUAGGCGGCGUUUCUCCACCUGUGUGGUGCGACCGCCGCCCCCCUCUGGACGCAAACUGAUCCGCAACGCUUCGUUUGGGGGCUACAACGAGCUCCCGGCUGGCCUGCAAGGUUUGGAUCGAAAGGAAGAAAUCUUACCUCUGAAAGAAGACUCAUCGCUCUCUAUUUCUAAAAGCAAGUCUGAGACUAAACUCUAUAAUGGAUCAGAUAAAGACGUUUCAGCCUCCGGGACCAAACUCACCAAGAAAGAAUCUCUCAAGGUACAGAAGAAGAACUAUAGGGAGGAGAAGAAACGAGCAACUAAAGAGCUUUUGAGUACCAUCACUGACCCGUCUGUAAUCGUCAUGGCUGACUGGCUGAAGAUCCGUGGUACUCUGAAGAGCUGGACGAAGCUGUGGUGUGUGCUGAAGCCAGGAGUGCUGCUGAUCUAUAAGACCCAUAAGAACGGGCAGUGGGUCGGGACCGUGCUGCUUAGUGCCUGUGAGCUCAUCGAGAGACCAUCCAAAAAGGACGGAUUCUGCUUCAAACUGUUCCACCCACUUGAACAGUCCAUUUGGGCUGUGAAGGGUCCUAAAGGAGAAGCUGUUGGCUCUAUUACCCAGCCGCUACCCAGCAGUCACUUGAUCUUCCGUGCUGCCUCAGAGUCCGAUGGUCGUUGUUGGAUGGAUGCUCUGGAGCUGGCUUUGAAGUGUUCCAGUCUGCUGAAGAGGACAAUGAUCCGAGAGGGAAAAGAGGAAACUGCAGCUGCAGCGGAAACAUCACACACACACCUCAACUUUUACAGCUUGCUCAGAGCUCACAAUAUGCAGGGCUUCCAGUUCGGUGAUGGUGAGCAGUUUAAGGAUGUGGAUCUGUACUCAGAUAAAUCAGACCGGGAGAACGAGCAGGAGGAGAACGAGUGGGAGAAGAGCGAGGAAAGCGACAGCGACACCAGCGAGCGGCAGGACGACUCGUACGCCGACCUGGAACCUGGUGAGAACCUGAGGGAGACAAGCUACCUCCAGCAGAGCCAUGAGGAGCUGGGAGAGGCGGGGGAGGCGUCUCAGACGGAAACGGUGUCGGAGGAGAACAAGUCCCUGAUCUGGACUUUACUUAAGCAGGUCCGACCUGGCAUGGAUCUGUCCAAAGUCGUCCUGCCCACCUUUAUCCUGGAGCCACGAUCCUUCCUCGACAAACUGUCCGACUAUUAUUACCAUGCUGACUUCUUAUCUGAAGCGGCGGUGGAGGAGAACGCAUAUAACCGUAUGAAGAAGGUGGUGAAGUGGUACCUCUCUGGGUUCUACAAAAAACCAAAGGGUCUGAAGAAGCCGUAUAACCCAAUCAUUGGAGAAACGUUCCGCUGCAUGUGGCUCCACCCCAAAACCAGCAGCAAAACAUUCUACAUAGCAGAGCAGGUUUCACAUCAUCCCCCAGUCUCUGCCUUCUACAUCAGUAACAGAAAAGAUGGAUUCUGUCUGAGCGGCAGCAUUCUGGCCAAGUCAAAGUUUUAUGGAAACUCUCUGUCUGCAAUUCUGGAUGGUGAAGCCAGACUGACCUUCCUGAACAGAGGAGAGGAUUACAUCAUGAACAUGCCCUAUGCCCACUGCAAGGGUAUUCUGUAUGGAACGAUGACUCUAGAGCUGGCAGGACAAGUAUCAGUCACCUGUGAGAAAACAGGAUACAGCUCCCAGCUGGAGUUUAAACUAAAGCCGUUUCUGGGCAGCAGUGACAGUGUUAAUCAGAUAAGUGGGAAGAUUAAACUGGGGAAAGAAGUGCUGGCUACGCUGGAGGGACACUGGGACUCUGAGAUCUUUAUUAAUGAUAAAAAGACAGGUGAGAUGGAGACGUUUUGGAACCCAACACCGGAUCUGCGCCAAAGCCGCCUCACCCGCUGCACCGUCCCACCUGAGGAGCAGGGCGAGUUUGAGUCUGAGAGACUCUGGCAGCAUGUGACCAGAGCCAUUAACAAUAAAGACCAGACUGAGGCCACCAAUGAGAAAUUCAUAUUGGAGGAGGUUCAGAGAAAAUCAGCCCGGGAGAGGAAAGCCAAGUGUGAGGAGUGGAUUCCAGCACUGUUUGAGCAAGACCCUGGUACCGGAGAGUGGCAUUACAGAUACUCAGACACUCGUCCAUGGGACCCGCUGAAUGAUCUGAUCCAGUUUGAGAAAGACGGCUGUAUUCAGACUAAAGUCCGGCACAGGACUCCUAUGGUACGUUCAGCCAGUGUAGUUAGUCUCAGUGCCCAGCAGGGCACCCGGAGGGACAAUUACCUGAGCCAGGUAACGGGACCUAAAAGAAAGCACAAGCAGAACGAUAAAGCCAAAAAUGCGGAGAGCGGCUGCUCCUCUCCGGAACCAGAACAACAGGACUCGUCUGGCAGUGAGAGACAUAAGAGUAAACCCAGCAGUCGUCUAAGGAAAAAAGCUCCAGAAAUAUCUGACCUGCAGAGCGCAGUGGAGUCCAUACGUCACACACAGGAGGAGAUUAACAGGAGUAUCAGUGCUCUAAGGAGUCGAGUGUCGGUCCAGACUGAGCACAGCUCCUUCCUUACUCAGAGAGACUACGCAAUCAUCCUCUUCCUCAUCUGUGCUCAGAUCGUCCUCACCCUCAUCUACAAAUAAUCAGAAGAUUAUUCUUGAACUCCAGCCUGGGAUCAGGGACCGAACAUAAACCAGAAUGGACGCCUCCCUGUCCACCACUCUCUUGCUCCUGACCUCUGCACAUGUCCACUUUGCCUCGCUUUGUGUUUUUUUUACGCUCUGAAGGAUCCAGAAUUUCAGUGAGAGGUGCUCCGGGACUGACUGCAGAUAAAGUACAUUAUGGGAAAUGCUCUGGACUGCAAAAGAUGAGAGAGCCUAAAAAGCACCGCCUCUUUUACUUUUACUUUAUCACUAUUAUUAUUAUUAUUAUUAUUAUUAUUAUUAUUAUACUGUUAUAUUAUCUUUGUUAUUUUACAGUGUUCACUUUUUCCUACUGGUGUGUUUGUAAGGGAAUUGGAUGGAAGGUUUUAAUGAGGGAUGUCCCAGUUUGAUCCAGUGUCUGAUGUUUGCUUCUGUAGCCAUGCUAGGCUAACAGUGCUGACAAACACUAGGCUUAGACUCAUUUUAUACACACCCCAAAAACACAUCUCUCAGCCCGUUCAGAUCUGCAUUAAUUUAGUGUAGUUAUUUUACAAGUGAUAAAUUUACCUAAGUAAAAACAUUUUUUGUGGGUUUUGUGGGAGGCACCCAGGCAGUGGUCAUUUUUACUCUCUGGACCUGAAUUUGCCUUUGAUACUGAGUUUUCUUUAAACUGUUACAAUAAAACCUGAUUCAGUUGGGAUAAUUUGUUUUUUGCUGCUGUGCCUCCAUAAUAAGACAUACUUUUUUGUAAUUAAGAAUUUUUUUAAUUAGCAGAUGUAAUUCUAAUCCUCCAGCGGUUCAAAACGUUUACAGUAGACUCAAAUCUGAACAGGGAUGAGAACACUGGAUCGGGACCUUCCUAGUUUUAAAGCAACAGAUGAACUGUGUCUCUGUACGAGUGUAAGAGUAUGUGUUUUAUUUUUUACUAAUCAACACACACCUAUGGGAAUAGUAGGAGGAGCUUAGGUGUAGGUGUAGGGGAGUCCAUGGUAUUUCAGGUAUGUAGUUUUACAUUAGCUGUAGAUCUACAUGAGCUAGAAGAGCAUGAGAACCGCCAGCCUCAUGCUGCGCCAUUGCUAGUGUUAAUAUAUACGGACCAGCAGGACACUGCUUGGCUUCAGGUUAGGAAUAAGGUUUAGGUAGAAUUAGGGUUUAGGACUAAUCCUGUAAUUUGACCAUAGUAAAGGUGUAGCAGAAUGUUUCCUAUUGUAGCUCCUCCCCCUUCGUUUAAUGUAAAUAUUAUCAGUUAAAGCCAAAUGGGAGGAAUAUAGGAAUGAGUUACUUAACGUUUUUCUACACAAAUGCUUUAGACACUGUCGUCAUAUCACAUGUGUCUUUUAUCUGUUUUGUGUGUGCGUGUUUUAGAGGUUUGAAUGUGGUCACACCAGUAAUAACUUCAGAUUUAUCAUUAAUGUGCCUUUUUAGAGUGGCUAUGGUUGGCGGGGUUCUUGGGAGAGACUGGGUGGGGCUAUGCCAUGGGUGGGACUUAGAAGGGGCAUGUGAUGGGUGGAGCCUGCUUUAAGUUUUUUUCCACUUUUAUUAAUUUUGGUUGUUUUUCACUACUGCGUGAGUGACUGUGCCAUAAUCAGCCUUAGAGACGCGUUUUAACCCACCGACCACAGAGUGUGCGUGUGUGUGUGUGUGUGUCCUGUUGUCACUUGGACAGUGUGCGCUGCAUCUCUCUGUUCUACACGGUUAAUGAUGAUGUAUUUGUAUUUAAGGAUUAACUUCCUGUAUGUUAAUCACCUGUAACACCAAUUAAUAAUCAAUAAACAGUGACAACCAUCCA